AAACAUGUGACUGAUAUUAAAAGAAAAAAAAAACAUUAAUAAACAUGUGAUUAACAAUGAGAUCCAUAAAUCUCUCGGUUAAUUAUCUACUAAUCAUCACGUUUUUUAAAGUUUACACCUGGAUUUCAGCAAUAUAGUGGCGUAUAUCUCUUAACUGUGUUAGCCUCAGAAAAAAAAAAAAAUUCUAACUAAACCUAAUUAAUUACAUAAAGAUAAAUAAAUAAUCUCACGUGGCCUAAUACAUCCACUUAGAAUACGCGCCAGAAUACACGUGGGACAAGAGAAGAACGUUAUAAAAGCCACUCCUCCUUCACACUUCAACAUCUCUCACGCAACACACUAACACGAAUGUCAUUUUGUUUUAAUUACUUUCAAUAAUUUUUUUGGUUAUGAUUCAUUUGUUUGUUUAAACAAAAACAUUACUUCUUCAAAUUUAUUAUUUAAUAAUAUUAAAUGAACUCAACAUUCAACGACCAGCACCAUCUGAAGAGAGAGCCUAAUGACAACUCCAGCGUCGGAAUCAUAUAUCCUCCGUCACCUUCUCCCUUGCUAAAACUAAACAAAGACUCCCACGUCAUCAAAAAGCCACCCUCACCGUCGUCUUCCUCCUCUACCGCCGCGAAGCCUCGCCAGCCGGUGAUCAUCUACACGAACACGCCCAAAGUUAUACACACCAAUCCUAAAGAUUUCAUGGCUCUUGUCCAGAAACUCACCGGAAUGUCCCACUCCGAGGAAGAUUCCGGCGGUAGCAGCAGCGCGAUAACAGAUCGUGGAGGUAAAUCAAUCAACCGGAGUGUCUCUGAUCUCACCGUCGACAGAAAAGUUAACCGGACUCGCUGCGGUGGUGGUGGUGGACAUAACAGCUACAACAGAAGCUAUUCCGGUCCCGGAGGAGCUAACGGGAAAGGGAUUUUCUUCAGCAAUACGACGAUUUGCGAAGAUAGUGAAUCGUCCUCUGUGAUCACAACCGAUGAGAACAUGGGAGGAGGAGGAGGAGAACAUGGACAUGUCAACUCGUCGCUACCGUAUUCAGCGGUGGCUGUUUCUCCAUUUCCUCAUCCUCCGCCACCACCUCCACCUCCUCCUCAGUCCAUGUACGAUGCGACCAAUGGGAUUAACUACAGCUCUUACUUCUCGACGCUCUUGCCGGUGAAUCCAGCCGAUAAUUUUCUUUGCGGGAAUCAAAACUUUGCUAAUUUUGAUGAUCCGCUUUACUUCAUGCCGAAUAUGAGGAGCUCCUUCUCUUCUUCUUCCUCUUCUGGAUUUGAUGGCUUAACUGAGUUUAGAGAUUUUUGACAUUGUUUUCAUCAAAAACAAAAAAAAACAUUUUUGAUUAUCUUUUUUUAUUUUUUUUCCUAUCCAGGAAAAUAAAUUUUGUUUUUUUUUUUUAUUAUUUUAUCGGAGGUUUUGAGAAUGAACUAAUAAAUUUUGGCAUUAGUUAUGAUCCCUUUACGUUUAUUUUAUAGUCGAAAUAAUGCUUUAUGUGAUCAUAUGUUGUUUUUAGGUCAUUUUAAAAUCACCCAAUUUGGGGAUUUCUUAAAGGGUUUUUCACCAAUAAAACAAAUAAAAAAUGUUAAAAAAAGAAAGAAAAUGAAUGUAGAAAAGUGAGAUGAAUACUUCAAAUAUUUUUUUGAAAAAUCCAUUAUACAUGUGAUGCCAUUUUAGAUAUAUAUUAAGUUACAAUAACUUAGUAUAAAAGAGUAGCUAGCCUAACAAGAAACCUAAUAUCCUCUCGACCUCGUCUCUUUCAACUUUUAGCCGCCGGAGUAGCUUCUCUUCUGGCCGGCUCGUGACGGCUCCGUUAGCGUCACUGUCGGCCCAGUUUGAAUGUUUUCUUCUUCUAUUAUAGUUUGUGUGGUUAGAGCUUCGGAUCUGAACAAACGAAAGGUUCCGGGUUGAAGUGUUCGUGAACCGCCGUUCUGGUGGUUCUGAACCUACUGGUUGGAGUUCGUCGUUGAUUUGUCACGGUGGAUUCUGAUGGGUUUAAGCCUUUUGUCCUUUUGUGUUCUGUUCUUGUGUUGGUCCUCUUGUUUGCGCUUGAAUCCGAUUAGCCUUGCUUAGAGUGUAGAGGAUUACUUAGUUGGUUUGUGAUUCAGCGACGGUGACGCAGCGGCGCAGUGGUGUAGGAUGAGCAGUUGGUUGGUAUCGUUGUCGAGAAGAAGCUGGUUUCAGGGCACCUCUCCCAGUUGCUAAGGGUCCUUCUCUAAUCCCUUGAAUAAGUUUGUUUUCCUGGUCUGUCUUUGGUCUUGGUUUAUCCUCGGUGGCUUCUAGGUGAAGCAGUAUAAAGAGGUUAAGGCUUUGAAGCGUCCAGAUGAAGGGUGUGUUGAGUAGGGGGUUUAAUUUGUAUUGGGUGUUGUUUAUUUGUGGGUGUUGUUUUGGUUUCGCAAAGUGGUUGUGUGUAGUCAUUGUGAACGAGUGGUUCAGAUGAAGGUGCUGCUAUUCUUCAUGAAAUCCUCUGCGGUGCGUGCUCUCUUACUCUGUUCGUAGUGAGAAGACCGGUUAAUCAUAGUCAAUUAAGUUCGUUUUCUAUUAUCUCUUAUUAGCCUGUUCUUUUGGAUUCUCUUAGUUAGCUGCAAGAUGUAGUUAUGGUUUAUUUGUGAUGUUUAGAUGCUCGUGUCCUAUUGUUGACCUUUAGUUUCCCACCGUUGGGGUUUGGGUUCCGGAGAUCGGUAUAUGUUCUACCGGCUUUAGUGUUUCACCA
Brassica napus (rape) is the source of this 2701-nucleotide messenger RNA. Its product is annotated as VQ motif-containing protein 20. The record is from RefSeq and is a predicted model, not a curated record. The transcript has a single exon. Gene Ontology annotation, cellular component: nucleus. Lineage: Eukaryota; Viridiplantae; Streptophyta; Magnoliopsida; Brassicales; Brassicaceae. Bases 454 to 1296 code for a protein of 280 amino acids.